Molecule: messenger RNA, 983 nt
Organism: Cannabis sativa
Lineage: Eukaryota; Viridiplantae; Streptophyta; Magnoliopsida; Rosales; Cannabaceae
Exons: 7
Coding region: 283-918 (211 amino acids)
Cellular component (GO): nucleus
Source: RefSeq, a predicted model, not a curated record
CGGAUUUGUUAAGGACAAGCUUCGUAAGAGGAUACAAAUAAAAAAAAAACCCAUUUUAAAACUCCACAUACGAAAAGAAAGUUGAAAAUGUCAUGUUUUUUUUUUUUUGUAAAUAGCCUUAAACUCCACAUAUAAUUUGAAAACGGGUCGACCCGAAAAAGAAAGAGAAAAGAUCGUAAAAGGGUCAGCUCAGGAUUUAAUGCCCCAGUUUAGUUACAGGUUCAGAGUGUUGGAGAAAAGGAGAACAGCCGGAGGACUAAGGAGUUAGUGUUAAAGUUCAAAAUGGCGGACGAAUCUACUCCCCCCAUUAGGCUUAUGAAUUUCAUAUCGGAGGACCAGUUGGAUGAAACCAAGAAAGCUAGGGGCGAACGCGUGGAGGAUGGCACUGCCCAGAGGGAUAGACCCCUUUACGAGAUUUUAAAGGAAAAUAAAGACAAAAAGGAUGCUGAAUUCAACGAACGCUUUAAGCACAGACCUCCUAAAGCUUUGGAUGAUGAUGAGACCGAGUUCCUUGAUAAAUUAGAGCUGUCUAAGAGGGAAUAUGAACAGCAAGUGGCCAAUGAAGAAGCCCAACAACUCCGGAAUUUCCAGGCAGCAGUGGCAGCCCAAUCUAUGAUCGUCCAAGAUUUUGAGGAAACACCACCUGUUCCUGUAGUCCAGGAACAGAAGGCAGCGAGAAAGAAAAACCCUCAUCCGCGUCCAUUAGGUGUGAUAAUAAAAGUGAAACCUCAAGCAAAAAAAGCUAAGUUGGAUCAGGGAGAUGUUAUAGAGCUGCCCUCAAAUGAAACAAACAUUUGUGAUGUUGAUACAGAAAAAAGAUCUCAGCCAGCAAAUUUACCUAGUCGUGAUAAUGAUAAAACUAAUGCUGUUGUGAGAACUUCUUUAGUUUCAUAUAGUGAUGAAAGUGAAGAUGAUUAGGCAGUUUCAUGAUUGAUAUCUUUGAGGAAACAGAUUUAGCUAUUUCAAUGAAUCCCUUUUCGUCC